Magallana angulata is the source of this 8943-nucleotide messenger RNA. RefSeq names its product fatty acid synthase-like. NCBI's taxonomy places the organism in Eukaryota, Metazoa, Mollusca, Bivalvia, Ostreida, Ostreidae. Bases 218 to 8377 code for a protein of 2719 amino acids. The record is from RefSeq and is a predicted model, not a curated record. Gene Ontology annotation, molecular function: oxidoreductase activity; phosphopantetheine binding; fatty acid synthase activity. The transcript is spliced from 33 exons. Gene Ontology annotation, biological process: fatty acid biosynthetic process.
UCAGCUAUCAACGGGCCUCCGUAGGAUUUGAACUCACUUCACGAAACAUUCCGAGGGAGACACACAAUUCGUUUCAUGCACGAGUGAUUUCCCGGGUAGACAUCAGAACAACAGAUGAAGUUAACGAUAAAGUAUUAAUGGAAAGUAAUUGAUAGAAACAAACAGGAAAAGAGGAGGGAGGGACUAUCGUUUUGAAAAGUCGAGAUAGUUCGUCGGAAUGGAGGAGGACUCGAUUGUGAUUUCUGGAAUAUCAUGUCGGCUUCCACAGGCCGACAAUGUGGAAGAAUUCCACCAGAAUAUGAUGAAAGGCAGGGAUAUGGUUACCCACAUAAGGAGUUCACUAAAUGACUCAGACUAUGACAUGACCCAGCCCUACAGUGGAACCAUCAGGGACCUGACAAAGUUUGAUGCAGUCUUCUUUGGUGUCCCUCCCAAGCUGGCUGAUGUGAUGGACCCACAGCUCAGGAUGUUGAUGGAGGCCACAUGCGAGACAUUUGUGGAUGCUGGAGUAAGCAUUGAGGCAAUGAGAGGCUCCAACACAGCCGUUUUCAUUGGUUGUGGACUUUCCGAAGCAUUAGAGGCAUAUGUCAGUGAUCCAGACCAUGUCAAUGCUUAUGCUCCAAUCGGAUGCAGCUCUGCCAUGCUGGCCAAUAGAAUUUCUUAUGCUUUUGAUUUGAAAGGACCAAGUUAUGCCCUGAGGAAUGGAGAUGCCUCAGGCUUUCUGGCCCUGGAAAGGGCAGUUCUCAGCGUACAGCGGGGCCAGUGUGAGGCAGCGGUGGUAGGCGGUAGCAACCUCUGUCUGAAGGCAGCAGCCUCAUUUCAGCUGAUGAUGUUGGAUCUUCUAUCCCCUGACGGAAAAUGCUGCUGUUGUAAUGAAGACAGUUGUGGGACAAACAGAAGUGAGGGAGUAGUUGUUAUGUUGAUUCAGAAACGAAAGUUUGCAAAACGGAUCUAUUCCACCUUAAGGCACAUCAAGUGUACCUCAAUGAAAAAUUCAUUUUAUCCCUCAUAUGAGGAGGAGACAAAGUUGCUGAAUGAAGUGUACAAAGAAGCCGACGUUGAUCCGACCAAAGUGAGUUACGUUGAAAUCAGCGGAAGUUGUAAUGUGGAUGCUGAUGCACAGGAAGUGAAUUCAGUCGCAGACGUCUGCUGCAAGGACAGGGAAAAACCUUUAAGGAUCGGGUCAGUGAAGACAAAUGUAGGAAACACAGAGACAGCAUCAGGUUUAGUCUCCAUUCUGAAAGUGCUAAUGGCAGCUCAAGAGGGAAUGAUUCCAUCAAAUCUUCAUGUUGGGACCCCUAACCAGUGCAUUGAAGCACUCCAUGAUGGGCGAAUAGAAUUCCUCUCAGAGAGGAAAAGAUGGACACCAGGUAUUGUGGGUGUCAGUUGUAAUGGCAUGGGACACAUGCACGGCCACUGUAUUUUAGACUUUACCUCAAAUCCUCCUGAUGCGAAUAAAUCUCAAGAGAAAAGACUGGCUGUUUUCUCAGCUACCUCAGAGCUUGGAGUGAAGUCAGUUCUGAAGCACUUGGAGAACAAUUCAGAGGAUUUUGCUCUUCACAGUUUGCUGAAUGAAAAUUCAAAGUUGCCUCCUGUUCAGCAUCAAUUCAGAGGAUUUUCUAUUCUGAAUUCAAAACAAAGUUGUCUGGAAAUACAAAAGUGUGUAAAUACUGGUAGAGCCCUUUGGUAUGUUUUCUCUGGAAUGGGAUCACAGUGGCCUAAUAUGGGAAGACAAAUGAUGAAGAUGGAAGCCUUCAAGAGGUCCAUUAUGAGCUGCGAUGCCAUUCUCCAGCGCCAUGGUGUAUCUUUGCAUGACAUCAUCAUGAAUGAAGGAGAUAAUGUUUAUGAUAAGUGUCUGAAUUCAUUCCUUGGCAUUGUUUCAAUUCAGAUAGCCUUAGUGGACCUAUUGAGAAGCAUGGGCCUAGAGCCCAGUGGGAUUGUGGGUCACUCUGUGGGGGAGCUGGGCUGUGGGUAUGCUGAUGGCUCCCUGACCACCGAGGAGACAGUGCUGGCAGCAUACUGGAGGGGAAGGUGUAUACUGGAAUCCAACCUCCCCACCGGGGGAAUGGCAGCUGUUGGUCUGACGUGGAAAGAGGCCAAAGAACAGUGUCCCAAAGGGGUGGUUCCUGCCUGUCACAAUACAGAGAAGACGGUGACCAUAUCUGGUCCACUUAAAGACGUGCAGGAUUUUGUUACCAGUCUGAAGGAGAGAGGGGUGUUUGCAAGGGAGGUCAAUAGUUCUGGAGUAGCCUUCCACUCCUACUUCAUGGAUCAAGUCGCCCCUUUGAUAAAAGAUAAACUGAGCAAGAUUAUAGUUCCAAAGAAGAGAAGCAAAAGGUGGAUAAGUUCUUCCAUUCCUGAAAGUGACUGGUCUACAGACCUUGCGCAGAUGUCAUCUGCUGAUUAUAUUGCCAAUAAUGUGACCCACCCAGUGCUGUUCCAGGAGGCCCUCAGACACAUACCAGAAGGUGCUGUUGUCAUAGAGAUAGCACCACACUGUCUGCUGCAAGCUGUGCUAAAAAGGUCCCUGGAUCCAAAGUGUACAGUGGUACCACUAAUGAAGAAAGACCAUGAGGACAACACAGAUUUCUUUUUGUCUAAUGUUGGAAGGUGUUACAACCUUGGCUACAACAUCAACCCUCUAGGAAUUUCAAAUCAGCUCUGCACCUUCCCUGUCCCUCUUACUACACCAAACCUGUCCUCCUACAUCAGUUGGGACCACUCAGUCUCCUGGAGAACUCCCCAGCCAGAGGAAUUCCUCAGUGGUCAGUCAGGGAGACAAACGGAAGCUAUCUUUGAGGUGGACAUCUCCCCUGAGGGCAAGGACCACUACAUUCUGGACCACUUUAUAGAUGGGAGGGCCCUGUUUCCAGCAGCGGGCUACCUAGUACUGGGGUGGAAGAUGCUAGCCAAAUCAAAGGGGAUGGUGCACACUGAUACGCCUGUGUUAUUUAAGAAUGUCAGCAUCCAUAGGGCAACUGUACUUCCCUCUACAGGAAUGAUAAAGUUCACAGUGUCCGUGGUGCCAGCUACCGGGGAGUUUGAAGUCUGUGAGGGUGGUGCUAUGGUGGCAAGUGGUGAGGUAUCCGCCCCCUACAAGUCCCUCCACACACUGGACGAUGAAAGUAAAUGCAUUCUAUCUCCCAGGAAGUCGGCCAAAACCACUGGCCCAGACCUUAUGGCAGAUGAGGUUUACAGAGAGUUCAGACUGAGGGGGUAUGAGUAUGGACCCAGGUUCUGUGGAAUUCUUCAAGCUGCAGGAAAUGGAAUGGAAGGCCAUCUUCUGUGGGAGGAUAACUGGGUGACCUUCAUUGAUGCCAUGAUGCAAAUGACUCUCCUGAGUCAGCCGGGUAAACACUUGGUCUUACCGACCGGAAUAAGGUAUCUCUCUAUCAACCCAGAGCAUCACCGAAACAAAACCUUGCCCAUCACCAGCAACAAAACAGGUGUUAUGGCUACAGUGGAUAGGAUAGUUGAUACAAUUGUUUGUGGGGGAGUAGAAAUGCAGGGGCUUGCUACAAAGAAAGCACCUGCGAAAAAGGUUCUAGAUGUCCCUGUCUUAGAGGAGAUGGUGUUUGUGCCCUAUGUUGAGGAAGGGACUGAUUCUUUAGUCUCAGCUAGUCUGCAAAAAUAUUGUCAAAUCUGUGUGGACCAAGUAAAGCAAUUACUGAAGAAGUUACAGAGUGUUGGAUUGAUUAGUGCCAAGGGUCCUUUGAUGUCUGUCUGCAAUGAAGAGUCCAAAGAUGAUGACACGAAGAAAGAAGAAGACAUCAGCCAAUUCAAAAAGAGCAAGAAUUCUGUGCUGCUUCAGACUUUAUUAAAGGUUAAUGCGGUGGCAUCAGAUGACAAUUUUAUGACCAAUGUAAAGAAUGUCCUCUCUGCAUUCAAGAAUGAUCUAAUGAAGGACAUGUUACUAUCCAACCACUUGCAGGCAAGAUCUCUAAAACCCUGUAUAGACAUGGUAGUGGAGAACUCUCCUGGUCAUAUCCGAGUGCUUGAGGUACAGAUGGCCGAGUCAGGACUCUAUAAAUCAGUCAUGGGUUUCCUCAAGGUCUCUCCAGGUCUUCAUUAUAACUACACUCUAGCCAUUUCUUCUACAAAAUCUCAAAUUCAGUCAGAAAUGACAGAGAUGGGAAUGGAGUCCAUUGUGUGGGAUAUUCAGGAAAAGUAUGAUUGGGAUCAGGUUUAUGACUUGGUGGUAGUCAGUGAUGUUCUGCAUGAGCAGGAAAAUGUUGAAAAAGUAGUGGAAAAUCUUCACCGAGCAGUGAAAGACAAUGGCUUCCUAUUGGUUACUGAGAUUACCCAUAAUGAUAUUCUGCCAAAAACUUUAGAUAUCCUGAACUCUGUCUCAAAGGAACGUCUGGAGGGAUCAAAGUACAAGGGAGUGAAAGAAUGGGAGACAUUAUUUGAAAAGAGUGGCUUCCGCCCAGUUGCCAGGAAAAGUGAUGGUCUGCUGAUGACGACUUUCUUAUUCAGAAAGAUGGACAAGGACAAGGACUGUAAAGUUUUGUCUGUAAAUGGACGCUUCAACUUGUGGCUGGACAAGCUUAAGGAGGAAAUGGCUGCCCUGCAAGAUGAAUCCAAGGGAACUAACUUAUGGCUGACAACGGACACAUCAAAACCUUCUGGCAUUGUAGGUUUAGUCAACUGUCUGAAGAAAGAACCUGCUGGAGAUAGAGUGAGGUGUAUAUAUAACAUGGAUCACAAUGCAACCCUUGCAGAAAUUCCUGAAGAACUGAAGAGAAAAGAUCUUGUGAUGAAUAUUUUGAAAAACGGACAAUGGGGUUCUUUCAGACAUGUUCCAGUCAACACAGUCGAAAAUCUAGCUCCCAAGAAGAGUGAGAAAUGCUUUUUGUCACAUAACCAGUCCGGGAAAGGUUUUGUGUGGAGUGAGCUACCGAAAGAGACAGCUAGCGAGAGGGAGGAGGUCUGUCAUGUGAUGUAUGCAGCCCUGACCUCCCAGGACCAAUACAAGGACCAGACCCAAACAGGGAUGGGCAAAGAGUUCUCCGGGGUCACCAGCAGUGGAAGGAGGGUUAUGGGAGUGCAUUGCCCAGCUGUUGCAACAGCAGCAAUUGUAGAGAAAAGGUUUCUAGUUGACGUACCUGAAAAUUGGACCCUGCAGGAGGCCUCUUGUGUACUGUGGUCCUAUGGAAUAGCCAUCAAGGCAUUGGUACUCGAGGAGAAACUCGCUGCGGGCACUCAAGUGUUGAUUUGUGAUGGUCAUACAGACAUUGGGAUCGCUGCAGUCGCAGUGGCCAUGGAGUUAAGUUGUGAUGUGUUUGUGACUGUCCCCUCCACAGAAAAGAAAGACUAUCUGAUGUCCUAUUUUGAGAGACUGAAUUCAAGCCAGGUGCUUGUGGUCAAAGAAAAUUCAUUUGCUGAGUUUGAAAUUCUGAGACUGACCAAUGGACAGGGUGUUGAGCUGGUCAUGAAUACCAUGUUGGACAGGUCCGUCUCCUUUGAUGACACCGUGUUGUCUUCUGGUGGCAGAGUGGUAGAUUUCAUUCAGAACAACUCAGAAAAAAAUGUGAUCAGGAUAGGUUCCUCCGUAGAGCAUCAUAAAUGGAAUUUGGAAAAUAUAAAGACCAAGGACUUUGAAGUGCUUUGGGAGCACUUGUCAAGAGGAAUAAAGACAGGGGCCUAUAGGCCCAUACCUCAGCAUUGCUUCCGCUGUGAUGAUUUACAGAGAGCUAUUGGAGAUCUAGAGUUCAUGAAAGGAUACCAUUCCAAAAUUGUUAUCAAGAUUCGAGAUGAGAAGGAUUUGGUUGGCAAACAAGUUGCUCCACUUACCAAACCAGUCAUAACCACAGCCAGAUGUAAUCCAGACAAAGUGUACAUAAUAACUGGAGGUUUGGGUGGUUUUGGUCUGGAGCUAGCCAGCUGGUUGGUGGAAAAGGGGGCCAGAAAACUGGUUCUCACAUCCAGGUCUGGAAUCAGAACAGGAUACCAGGCAAGAAAAGUCAGGCUGCUGAAAAAUCAGGAAGUUACUGUGUUAGUCUCAACAGAGGACAUUACUUCUGAAACAGGCUCUCGCUGUCUGAUAGAGCAGGCAACAGAGCGUGGCCAUGUUGGUGGAAUUUUCCAUCUUGCAAUGGUGCUGAGAGAUGGAAUGCUAGAAAAUCAGACCCUAGAGAAUUUCAAGGAAGUGCUAGAUCCUAAAGUGCUUGGAACAGUACAUCUGGACAACUGGAGCAGGACCCUAUGUAAGGCCCUGGACUGGUUUGUUGUGUUCUCCUCAGUGACCAGUGGACGAGGCAAUGCUGGACAGAGUAAUUAUGGGUACGCAAACUCCUUCAUGGAGAGGAUUUGUGAACAGAGACAGAGAGAUGGAUUCCCAGGUUUGGCCAUUCAGUGGGGUAUGAUUGGAGAUGUGGGUGUUGCUGUGGAGAAGUUUGGGAACAAGGUCACUGCAGUAGGAGGAACCUUACCCCAGAGAAUGUCCUCCUGUCUGGACUCCAUGGAACAGUUCCUCUGCCAAUCCAAACCAGUUGUAUCCAGUUUUGUUCCAGCUUCAGUAUCAAUGGAAGAGCGGGGAACUGAGACACAAGUUCAAAGGACAUUGAUGGAGUCUGUCUUAAGAGUUCUAGGCUCACAAGAUCCUUCUUCCUUGAGGCCUGAAUCCACACUCCUGGACCUAGGCAUGGAUUCAUUGAUGGGAGUGGAAAUCAAGCAGAUUAUGGAGACCCAGCACAGCAUUGAAAUGUCCCUACCAAACAUUAGGACACUCACAGUCCAGAAACUGAAAGAGAUGUCAGAGGCCAAGAGUGGAGGUAAAACUACCUCACCUGAUGUCAACCUCAAUGUGGAGAAGGAGGUCAAUGCCAAUGUGGAUCUGGAGGUGGAGAGGCCAGGUUUGUUCACCAUCCCCAUGGACUGUUUGGUUCAACUUUCUCCAGGACAAGAAGACAAAAUGCCUGUCAUCAUUCUUCAUGGUUUGGAUGGUUCUUUUGGAUCAUGGAAAGCCCUUGGUAAACUUUUGGACAAUCCAGUCUAUGGAGUCCAGAGUAGUCCUACAACUCCCAUGGCCUCUAUCAGAGCUAUGGCUGGAUUCUACACUCACAAACUGGCACAACACUUGAUGAGAGGUUGCUACCUACUGGGCCUGUCCUUUGGUUCCAUGUUGGCCGUGCAAAUUGCUCAGAAUAUCCAGACCUACUGGAAGUCUUCAGACUGUAAGAUAGUAGCUGUAGACAGCAGUCCCCAGAUACUUCCCGCCCUGGGGGGUCGGUCACUGCAAGAGCUGGAGGGAAUGGACCGCAGCAUGUGUGAUGACAUUAUACUGAGGAGCUUUUACCAACACAUCGGACUGGAUGCAUACGAAUAUCAAAUAGAGACUUCUCUGGAUGAGAAACUGAGACAGACGGUUCAUGCUGUGAUGAAUGCAGGUUUAGCCAGUGGGGCCCCUGAGGUGUUGUACUCGGUGCAGAACUACCACAAGCGAGCAAUGGAUGCCAUAAAGAGUCCAACCCCCAAUGUGAACUGUGAUGUCAUCCUAAUCAGACCUCAAAUGGCUGAGCACGAGUUUGGUCAACAGAAUAACGACUACAAAUGGAAGGAGUGCUGCAGUGGAAAGGUGACCGUUCACACACUAAAUUACACUCAUACAGAGCUUGGCAGGAAUGGAGAGACCUUCAGAGAAAUCGCAACCAUCAUAGAAGGCCUGCAGUCUGUGGAGAGGCCUUCCACUGGCCUUGCUGGGUGUAGCAUGUUGACUGGAUUUCAAAGAGAGUCUUGGGUUUGGGAUCAGAUUACCAAAUCUCCAGAAGUUCUACUUUCCUCUGAUAGACACAGUGCAUACUUUUAUAUUGAUCCUAUCUAUGAAAGCACAGGAACUGCUGGUGUAAGAGGAACAAAGGGGUUCACAGAAGGGGAGCACUACUGGGAGGUUGUUUUUCUGGAGCCCCCAUGUGGAACCUCAGUUAUGAUUGGUGUUGGAACAGAAAAUGUAGCUCUGCACAGAAGUAAUUUUGAAUAUAUUGACCUUAUUGGAUUUGAUACAGAAAGUUGGGGAUUAUCCUAUAAAGGGACGGCUUGGCAUGGAGGCCAGAAAGUUCAGUAUUGUGAGCCGUUUUUCGACAAAACUACAGUGAUCGGUUGUCAUUUGAACCUGUACAAAGGUACGCUUGCCUUCAGUGUGAAUGGAACUUACAUGGGUGUGGCCUUCACAGGUGUGAACAGUGUGUGUGGCCCACUCUAUCCAAUUGUCAGCUCCACGGCCUCGGAGACCGAGCUGGGGCUGGGAGAACAGUACUGUCGUUAUCUUACCCUGCAGGAGAAGUGUCUACAGACAAUCAAGAGACAUCUUGAGUACGAUGAUUCUGUGGACUGCCUACCUCUACCCAAAGUUUUCAAGUCCUCCAUAAAGAAUAUCUGAACAUGGGCGUUGAUCGUUGUCCUCAAUUUGUUGUUUUUUUUCCUCAACUGCUGAUUAAUUUGUGAUUAGUUUAUGUUUUUAUGUUACUUUCAUUUGAUUUUUUGUCAGUCAUUUUAUAAUAUUUAUGAAUUUUCAUUGAAUGAGGAAUUCAGUUAAAUUGUUUAGUUUAAUUUGAAAAUAAUUAUACAUAUAUUACAUGUACUAGUUGUACAAAUAUUUGUUUAAGGUAUGUGCACCUAUUAUUUCUUAACUUUAAUUAGAUCAUUAUUUAUUUAUUUUUUCCUAUUGAAAUACAUGUAUAAAAGAAAAAUAGGCCAGAAAUCUGUAAUCGUUAGUUUAUAUAGGACAAACAUCUGUAACUGUAUUGAAAGGGGGAUAACUUUAAAAUCAUUUUCAAACUAUGACAUUGAAUCGAGUUAUUUCCCUUUUUAAAUAACCUAAACACAAUUUAUAUACGUAGUUGACAUAAAGUGAAAAAAAAUCUUUACUUACUUAAAUUAUUUAUAACAUCAUGGAAAAUGUGUUUUGUUUUCUAAGUAUAAAAAUGUUUUGAAUGAACUAACGGU